Molecule: messenger RNA, 6404 nt
Organism: Hippoglossus stenolepis (Pacific halibut)
Lineage: Eukaryota; Metazoa; Chordata; Actinopteri; Pleuronectiformes; Pleuronectidae
Product: protein kinase C beta type
Exons: 17
Coding region: 326-2374 (682 amino acids)
Biological process (GO): protein phosphorylation
Molecular function (GO): zinc ion binding; ATP binding; diacylglycerol-dependent serine/threonine kinase activity
Source: RefSeq, a predicted model, not a curated record
GGAAGCGGCAAAGAGAGAGACACACACACAGAGAGAGAGAGAGAGAGAGAGAGAGAGAGAGAGAGCAGUGCAGCGGCAGCAGCAGCAGCUCGUGCACUCGGCGGAAGAGCAACACGACGAGAAGUCACCGAGAAACUAAACAAGCAGAAACCCCACGGAACUCUGAGCUGCUCCACUCGAGCCACAGCAGCACGAGCAGCAGCGCGAGCAGCAACAGCAACGACACGCGAAGGCUCGGGCUCGGACACCUGCUGUCGGUCGCUCGGUCGCUCGCUGAAAGUGAAGAGGAACCACAGCCCGGUGCCCGGCAGGUGUCAGCGGGAGGAUGGCGGACUCGGCGGCGGCGGCGGCGGCCAACAGCGACGGGGAGGACGGACCCCAGCAGCCGCGGGGCUUCGCGCGCCAGGGAGCCCUCCGCCAGAAGAACGUGCACGAGGUGAAGGACCACAAAUUCAUCGCGCGCUUCUUCAAGCAGCCCACGUUCUGCAGCCACUGCACGGACUUCAUCUGGGGGUUUGGCAAGCAGGGAUUCCAGUGUCAGGUGUGUUGUUUCGUGGUCCACAAGCGCUGCCAUGAGUUUGUCACCUUCUCCUGUCCAGGAGCUGAUAAAGGACCUGACUCAGAUGACCCGAGGGCGAAGCACAAGUUUAAGAUCCACACCUACUCCAGCCCGACCUUCUGUGACCACUGUGGCUCUCUGCUCUACGGCCUCUUACAUCAGGGCAUGAGAUGUGACCAUUGCAUGAUGAACAUCCAUAAGCGAUGUGUGGCCAAUGUGCCGAGCCUGUGUGGGACAGACCACACUGAGAGGAGAGGUCGCAUCCAGAUCACCGCUGAGGUCAAGACUAAUGUACUCACUGUUACCAUCCAAGAGGCAAGGAAUCUGGUUCCCAUGGACCCCAACGGUCUCUCGGACCCGUACGUGAAGCUCAAACUGAUUCCAGACCCCCGCAGCGAGAGUAAACAGAAGACCAAGACCAUAAAGUGCUGCCUGAACCCCACCUGGAAUGAGACCUUUAAAUUCCACCUGAAGGAGUACGAUAAGGACCGCCGUCUGUCGGUGGAGAUAUGGGACUGGGACCUGACCAGUCGCAACGACUUCAUGGGAUCGCUGUCCUUCGGCAUCUCGGAGCUCCAGAAGCUAGGAGUGGAUGGAUGGUUCAAGUUGCUCUCCCAGGAAGAGGGCGAGUACUUCAACGUCCCCGUCCCUCCGGAGGGGGAGGAGGGCAACGAGGAGCUCCGGCAGAAAUUCGAGAGAGCUAAGAUUGGUCCAGGCAAGAACAUAGAGGGCAAGGCGGCCAAUGCUGCGUCCCGCUUCGACUCCAAUGGCAACAAGGAUCGUGUGAAGCUGGCUGACUUCAACUUCCUGAUGGUGCUGGGAAAGGGCAGCUUCGGCAAGGUGAUGUUGGCGGAACGUAAGGGGACGGAGGAGCUGUACGCUGUGAAGAUCCUGAAGAAGGAUGUGGUGAUCCAGGAUGAUGAUGUGGAGUGCACCAUGGUGGAGAAGAGAGUGUUAGCGCUGUCUUCAAAACCCCCGUUCUUAACACAGCUGCACUCCACCUUCCAGACUAUGGACCGUUUGUAUUUUGUCAUGGAGUACAUAAACGGUGGAGAUCUCAUGUAUCAGAUUCAGCAGGUUGGCAAGUUCAAAGAGCCACAUGCUGUAUUCUAUGCUGCGGAAAUAGGCAUCGGACUGUUCUUCCUUCAUGUAAAGGGAAUCAUCUACAGAGAUCUGAAGCUGGACAAUGUGAUGCUGGACUGCGAGGGCCACAUUAAGAUCGCUGACUUCGGCAUGUGUAAAGAGAAUAUGAACGAUGGAGUCACCACCAAGACCUUCUGUGGAACCCCCGACUAUAUAGCUCCCGAGAUCAUAGCCUACCAACCUUAUGGUAGAUCUGUGGACUGGUGGGCCUUUGGUGUGCUGCUGUAUGAGAUGCUCGCUGGGCAGCCUCCAUUUGACGGCGAGGAUGAGGAUGAGUUAUUUCAGUCAAUCAUGGAGCAUCAUGUCUCCUAUCCAAAGUCGAUGUCCAAGGAAGCUGUCGCCAUCUGUAAAGGGCUGAUGACGAAGCAUCCAGCGAAGCGGCUCGGCUGCGGUCCGGAGGGCGAGCGCGACAUCAGGGAGCACAGCUUCUUCCGCUACAUGGACUGGGAGAAGCUGGAGAACAAGGAGGUGCAGCCGCCAUUCAAACCCCGAGCUUGCGGACGGGAAGCUGAGAACUUUGACCGUUUUUUCACGCGCCACCCGCCCGUGCUGACCCCUCCCGACGCGGAAGUGAUUGAGAACCUGGACCAGGACGAGUUCCAGGGAUUCUCCUUUAUCAACACGGUGUUCCCAGCAGCUGCUGUCACCCCCACUGCUGCUGAGAAGGCUUGAUUUCAGCUCAUGCACAGACACAUGGACACACUCACACAAACACACAAAACCAUUCCUGUACACACAUACACGCUCACAUAUAUACUUACAUAAUAUAUCUUAGAAGUUGUUUGUGUUGUCACAAUCACCAAGAAGCCACGACCUAAACCCCCCACAACACACAACACACAACACACACACACACACAUGCUUUAACCGACAAACACUCACACAUACACUUGUUGUUCACACUGUUGCAACCUGGUUCUACUGGAAUGUUUUUGCAGCUAUGAAACUAAAUGUAGAAAUUUGGGUUCUUGUGAAAAUUAUAUCUCAAGAACAUCCUGAGGGAAUUUGGUACAAAUGUUCAUUUGGAUGCAAGGAUGAAGUGGUUAGAUUUUUGAGGUCAAAGGUCACGGUGACCUCAUAGGUGUCUGGGAACAAAAUAUAUGUCUAAUACUGCACUGAUUGGCGGAGGCAUAAAACCUCAGGCUUGUAAUUUACAUUUCAUGCUUCCACCUGAUCAAAAUGUUACAAUGAGCUGGUUUUAUUUGCGCUGAACUUUCUCAAAGAGAUGCUUCUACUGCUGAAACCCAGUGUGUAUAAAACUGUACAUGAAACUCAAGAACAUCUGAGGUAAAUGAGAAGACUCAAGUUUUCAGCCGGUUGUGUUUACGGUGUGAACAAAGUGUUUGUGUGUAUUUCACCGAACACAACUCGAAUCAGUGUUAUGAGAUUGACGGCGACCAUAUAAAAGUUCAUUAAAUGUCAAAUUUACCGUGAGGGACAAAGAUGUCUGGGUAAUAAAAGCAGCAUUGUAAAAAUGCAUAAUUAAAAAGAAUAAAAUAGACAAAAAACACAGUAAGAACGACAUAGAUUUAAACAAGUCAUGAUUCCUCCCGCAAACACAAAUACUCAACUGCAUAAUUUUACAUGUUAUAUAGUUUCAUCUUUAACUUCUUUUUUUCAUUCCUGGGCUCUUCCGAGGCAUUUUGAGUUAGGCCUGUUACUCUGCUCUGCUUUUUAUUCAAUGUAUAACAACAAUAAUUGUGUCUCUUUAUCCUUAACUUAGCUAAAACUGGAAUGCUUGACAUACUGUGCAUGAGUUUCUAUAUUAGUAAGAUAUAGUAACAGCCAAAGACUUUGUCUCCCAACCACAUUUUAGCAUCAUCUCUCGGCCCCUCGCUGAUCUUCUUCGUUGUUUUUGAAAUAAGUAUUAAAAGAAAACAUUGGGAUAUAAUUUUACCCAAAUGAGACAAACAAGGUGAGAUCAGAGUUGUGCGACGAAGGACAAAUAUAAACACAAAUAUCCGAUUGUCUGUUUGUGUGUUUUUCCAAAAUCAUGAUGGUAAAGUGCUGUUGGGAAGUUUGGUCUUUAUUCAGGCUCUGAGUUAAAUAGAAAAUAAAAACUUCUUACUCACAUUUUCUGUUAUCUAGUAUUUUAAGCAAUGAGAGACUAUAGCGUUAGUUUCUUUGUGUUCAAGCAUGAUUCCGAUACCUGGGCAUUCGUUUACCAUGUGUGUUUAUGUGAGAGCGUCACACUUCCUGUACGUGUCCGUACCACCAGCUCCUUGUGUUUACAUCUGUUUGUGUGGUGAAUGUCAGCACCCCCGCUGUCUAUCUACCAGUGUUACAAAGAUCCACUUCACUUCCAAGUGGCUUCAGAGAGAUUAGGAGGAAAAACAAUAAGAAUAUGAUAAACAUCUAUAUGUGUUUGAGUCAACACAACCACCUCGCCUCGAUGGGAAGGAGCGUUUCUAGAGGGAACCUCGGGCAAAAGAAUCAAACCAUAUCAGACGUUCUAGUCUUCAAUUAAACCUCUGAAAUGAUGAAGCUUUUGGCAGAAAGCUUGUGGCUUGAGGGUGUUUCCGACCGUGGUGUCGUUGCGGUUUCCUGUACAUAGCUGAUCACAGGAUAUUGUUGCUGUGGACUAACAUUAUAAGCUGUUCUCAGGGGCUGCCUCUCAGCUCGGGGGCCCCAGACAUUUACUUGCUUUGCCUCCCCCACCCCCCGCGUUGCAACAGCCCUGACCGCUGGUUUUUAUGAUGUGAAGGUGAGUUGAGCGCGCCGCCCUACUUUUCUGAUUUUGAUUUUUAGAUCAUGAGGGGGAAAAAGGAUUUGAGCUUCGACUCACGGUGUUGUUGUUUUUUUUAAUCGUAGCUUUCUGCAUCCGCAAUAAGAGUUUCCAUCCUGACCACAGCAGCCGUAAACGUGGACACUGGUUAACACUCGUCUUCUGCAGCAGGAAUGUGUCUGCGUUUUGUCUUUUUAUUUUCUUUAGCUAGCAAUAAUCUCGUUGACAGGGAGGAAGUGACGUAUUCGCAACUGGACACACUGUAGGACUGACUCAGGUUAUAGGAGUGUAACUGAUUCACAUACAAAGUCUAUGAGGUUAUGAAGCAUAUUCAUCUCAGCCAGAGACAGAAGUGCAGCUAAAAUUGUGUGAAAGUACCUGAUGUCCUUCAUAUCGUGCUCCUCUUCAUCACAGAGGGACAUCGGGGGAGGCUUUGAACUUUCAGGUCCACUGGUGUUUAUCAGUAGUAGUGGGAUGAAGUUUUCUACAUGUUUACAGCUGAAGACGUCUGUUUCGGUUAUUUCUAUGGCACAGUAGGAAUUAGAGGUGUUCAGGGGUCAGUUUAGUUCUGAGGACCCAGACUCAGAAUGUGCGUCAGACCAGAUCCUGCUCAGUUCUCAGAUCUGUGUCAGGAUUAAUCUACUCUGGUUUCUCUGACUUUAGAUUUGUUCAUUGGACCUUAUCGUUGUUCUGCACUUGUUCGUGAAAAGCAUUCGGUGUUGAUUCUCUCUCUCUGUGUUCGGGUGAACUACGUGUUGGAUCAGGUGCGACUGCGCUCGGGUCACAUUGGGGUCAGAUCUGUUUUUUCUUUCUCUCCGGACCUUCUCCUGAGUUUUCCUUUCACGCACGAACAACUCAGCAGGAGAUUCUCCGCUCAGACGAGCUCACGAGCUCGCAGUGAAUCUUGCGGAGGAUCUCCUGCUGUGUUCUCCCUCGAGCUGACGUUCUCCAGAUCAGGAGUUUUUACCGUCUGGCUGGCAGGAGAAACUCCGGAGAAAGUCCGGAGCCACUCACUCGUACAUCGGCUUUUUUCACUUAAACCCACAACGAAGAAUGUCUGUAGAUUAUCCAGAGUUCAGAGCUUGUCUGAAAGCAAAUGAGUCAAACUGACAGGAAUGGGAGUCACUAUCUCCACUAGUAUGAAGCUGACUGUUGUGAAAAUAAUAUAUCUACAUUAUAUCUAAAUUAAAAAAUAAAAUAAAGUAUUAUGAUUAUUUCACAAUAGAAAUGUUGGCAUUUUUAAAAGAAUUUUUUAGCUUUAUUACAAAAGCUAAAUAUGCUCACAUAUGAAUAUCUGAUAGAUAAAGUUCCAGUUUUCCAGACAGAUCACUUUCCAUCAGCUACAGUUUGGAGUAAAAACACAGAUCCAUAGAUUUCUGCUGUGAAUAUUUCCACAAGAGUCAAAUUGAUGUGGAUGAGAUUGUUCCUGUCUCUGAUCUCUAGUCUUAAACUUUGAACUGCGGACGAGUAAACGCAACCGUUGCAUUUGAACGACUUGACGACGUACAACUCAUUCCUUGUCCAUUAUAUUUGUGUCGGUGUUCAUUACAAUUCCCCCUGUGUUAUAAAAAAAUACCUAUAUCUAUAUACACAUAAACCUAUAAACUGUGUCAAAUGUUGAUAGAUACAUAUAAUAUACACUGUCAGUAUUAUAAAGAACUAGAGGAAUAGAAGUCUUACUCCAGGAUUUGUGCUUUUGUCUCUAUGACUCCUUCCUGCUGAGGGAGAAGCAAAAUGAAAUCUGCAUGACGACUGUUUUUGUUUGACCUUUUUACUAGUUAGGAUUUAUAUACACUUAACAUAUUAGGGUGAUACAUGUUUUCUGUGUCAGCGGGGCUUCGAAACUGUGAUGCGAGCCGAAAAUAAUGAAAUAUGUAAAAAAGGAUAAUUGCUUCUCUCAGUGCUUUCCAUGUGCCAUUUUUUGUUUUCCAGGAAAAAAACAGGUAUACCUAAAAAAAUAAAGGAUUUAAAAGAUCA